AUGUUUCUUAAGGCGAUUUGUUCGUGCUGCUCAAGGCACCACCGACGAGGUUUCAUCAAUGCAGUUGGAAUGCUUGGCCAACUUCCUUGCCGAAAUACUCUUUUAGAAUACAGUAUGCUUUGCUACGCACCAUCACUUGUGGCUGCCUCGGCGAUCUUCUUGGCAAAGUUCAUACUUCUUCCAACUAAGAGACCAUGGAACUCCACCUUGCAGCAUUAUACACAUUAUCAGCCAUCCGACCUUGUCGACUGCGUUAAGGAUUUGCAUCGCCUCUGCUGUAACACCCACAAUUCUAGCUUACCAGCCAUCAGAGAGAAAUACAGCCAGCAUAAGUACAAACACGUGGCGAAGAAGUACUGCCCUCCGACGAUACCUCCGGAGUUCUUCCAGAAUCAAACACAGUAA
Messenger RNA from Benincasa hispida (wax gourd), 405 nucleotides. NCBI's taxonomy places the organism in Eukaryota, Viridiplantae, Streptophyta, Magnoliopsida, Cucurbitales, Cucurbitaceae. The record is from RefSeq and is a predicted model, not a curated record.